UGUCUCCUAAAUAUCCCACUUAUGUGAAGGAUGUACGUGACUCUUUCCAGAAGACGUCGCAGAUGUUCCUGACACCUUUCCGACACCCGCGGAUGAUAUUAGCGCCACCUCGAUUUACGACUUUGUUGUUAUCUCCGUGUUUUGGACUAUAUAAGCCUGAUGUUUUUUCCUGCUCCGUUCAGCAACGUGUUGCCAAUCAAUCACCAGGAAGAAGAGCUUUACUGUGGAUGAGAUCAAACACACCUGGAAGCAGCUCCAAAGGUCAGUUUGCAGCCAAUAAUCGAGCCACGCUGCGGGUCUGAAGCGACACCGUGUUGACUUUACAGUUACAUUUUACGUUCAGAAUGAGCAUGAAGCCGCUUUGUGUGAAGCUGUCGGUCCAGCCGUCCAGAGGGCUUGUGGAUGAGAAGUUCACCAUCUUGGUCCAGAACCUCCUCCCUGGGUUCCAGCUGACCAUCCACGCCCUCCACCAGUGUGAAGACGGACACAGCUGGGAGGCUUUUGCUCACUACACUGCCGACGCCACCGGGACUGUGAACGUUUCAGAGGAUCCCAGUCUGGACGGGACAUAUUCUGGGGUUGAACAGAUGGGUCUGCUGUGGAGUCUCAGACCAGUUCCAGGCAGCAAAUAUGGGCUCCGAAUGAGAAAGAUGAACGUCCAGACUCCCAUGGUGGUCACGAUCUCGGUGUACCAGGGUCACCGGACGGAGGGCUUCUUGGAUCAGGUGCUGCUGGCCAGUGUGAUGGUAGAGCGAUGGUACAUGGCGCCCGGCGUUCAAAGAGUCCCGAUAACAGACGGCAAACUCACUGCGACCCUCUUCCUGCCCUCAGGACCUGGACCUUUCCCCGGACUCUUGGACCUUUGGGGGGGCGGAGGGAAGUUGGUGGAGUACCGGGCAGCGCUGCUGGCCUCCCAUGGCAUCGCCUCGAUGGCCCUCGACUACCUCACACCUCAAAUCACUAAGGAAACUGGGAAAAUGGUGGACAAUGAUUACUUUGAGACGGCCUAUAGAGUUCUGGAGCAACACCCUCAGAUCCUCGGCAGCAGGAUCGCAAUGUUGGGUCUUUCUUUUGGCUCCACUGUCACUCUCAGAAUGGCUGUUUACUCCCAGGUUGUAAAGCUCAGCUGUGCAGUGUGUAUCAGUGGGAGUCAUGUGCAGCCAAUUGGUGGAGGUCUUGAACAAAUACUGGCUUCCUUUAGCAAACACGCUUAUAAGACUCGGCUUGACGAGAAUAACCAAGUGAUCUGGAGAGAUUUGAUGCUGCCCAUCCCCACGGACCCCUCACUAAAAGUGGACAUGGGACGACUGCAGUGUCCUCUGCUGCUCGUUGUUGGUGAGGACGAUCAGAACUGGCCCACCCACGAGUCUGCAAUGGACGUGAAAGAGAUGAUGGACCAGGCGGGGAACAGCCACCUUCUGACUGUCCUCUCCUAUAAGAACGCCGGUCACCUGAUCGAACCUCCAUUCAUGCCAUUCGCCCGAGCCAGCACCUUCAAAACGAUCACUAACCCACCAACCAAGGUGAUGGUUCUGUGGGGCGGAGAGCUGGUGGCACAUUCUCGCGCUCAGGAAGACGCCUGGAGGAAGACGCUGGUCUUUCUGAGGGAGAAUCUGUACGGCGGCAUGAAACAUGGUGCUUCAUUUUCCAACUUGUAACCAAGACCAUCCAUCCAUCUUAUCCUACUCAUAGGUGGUCGGGUCGCGGGGGUAGCAGUUCCAGCAGAGAGCCCCAAACUUCCCUUUCCCUGUAACCAAGACAACAACUAAUAAUCACACUAACUGGGACUUCUGGCGCCUUGGAUUCAGGAAGUACCAGUCCGCUCUAUUUUUUAACUCAUGCUUAAUCAUGAUGGGGGGAAUUCAUGUUUUUCUUACAGCAAAACACAGCUCAUAUAUCUCAGUCACCGUGGUGGCCAUAGAAACAGACUCCAUGCCUGCAUUUGUUUUUCAUGCCAGAAAAGUGACCUUUAAUUGUAAUUAUUAUUCUUUAUAAUCAAGUUGAUUACAGCUUACUGGUUGAAUCAGUACAAUGUAUUAAUAACUUGUGGUAAUAUUUAAGUUUAUUUAUAUAGCCAGUGGGUGAUUUUAGGGUGGAUUCCAUCACCCUUGUUCAAAUAGAGUCCAAAAUACAACCUCCAUUAUAGAGAGAGUAGGGGCAGAGGGGGACUCUAGUUUAAUAUAUGUUAAUCUACCUGACUCAUUAAUCCUCUCUGACAUUUUAAUUUACUGUUUUGCAUGAACACGUCGUAAAAUCCAGAUAAUGAUUAGCCAUUGUUGGAAUUUCUGUAUUUUCGAGAAGUUAUUUUCUGUUUUGCCUCGUUCGGACCAAGAGUAAAAUAAAAAUAUUUUCUGUUUUAAAA
Molecule: messenger RNA, 2362 nt
Organism: Gymnodraco acuticeps
Lineage: Eukaryota; Metazoa; Chordata; Actinopteri; Perciformes; Bathydraconidae
Product: peroxisomal succinyl-coenzyme A thioesterase-like
Exons: 13
Coding region: 345-1658 (437 amino acids)
Biological process (GO): fatty acid metabolic process; acyl-CoA metabolic process
Molecular function (GO): fatty acyl-CoA hydrolase activity
Source: RefSeq, a predicted model, not a curated record